ACAGUCGGUCUGAGCUGCCGAAAGGUCUGGCCGCAGAGACCGGAACGCGGAAUCCUCAGCGUGCUUCCAGCCCGGCAGCCUCCUUCCACCGCUCGGCGGCGAGCCCCUGGGCACCAGAUCCUCUGCUCCGCGGAGAAGCCUGAUGAAGUCCGCCGACAUCGAUCAGGAUUUAUUUACAGACAGUUACUGCAAGGUGUGCAGUGCACAACUGAUCUCCGAAUCUCAGCGUGUCGCCCAUUACGAGAGUCGGAAACAUGCAAGCAAAGUUCGACUGUAUUACAUGCUUCAUCCCAGGGAUGGUGGCUGUCCUGCCAAGAGGCUCCGAUCAGAAAAUGGAAGCGAUGCUGAUAUGGUGGAUAAGAACAAGUGCUGCACACUCUGUAACAUGUCUUUUACCUCGGCAGUGGUGGCUGACUCACAUUAUCAAGGCAAAAUCCAUGCCAAAAGGUUAAAACUGUUGCUAGGAGAGAAAACUCCAUUAAAGACCACAGCCACGCCCCUGAGCUCACUUAAGCCCCCACGGGCGGACACUGCUCCGGUGGUCGCAUCUCCCUAUCCAAGAAGAGAUUCAGACAGAUACUGUGGGCUCUGUGCAGCCUGGUUUAAUAACCCUCUGAUGGCCCAGCAGCAUUAUGAUGGCAAGAAACACAAAAAGAACGCGGCCAGAGUAGCUUUAUUAGAACAACUUGGGACAACCCUGGAUAUGGGGGAGCUAAGAGCUUGAAGAAUAAGUAGUGAAAACAUCAAUCAAGAGAUAAGAAAAAAUGUCAGGAUUUCUCUGCAGUGGAGAAUUGCUUAUCAACCACCAGAGGAGGAGUUUUUCUUGAACAAUGAACAUUUCUAUGAGGAUUCACAGAUUAACAUAUGACUAAUCUUGGUUUUGGGAAGAGAAUGAGUUUCCUUUCUUUUUUUUUAAUUUUGUGGUAAGUUAUGAUAUUUGGAUGGAAUUUUUUAUUCUUUCCUGACAACAUUUUCAGCACAUGUUCUAAAUUAUACUCCUGUAGCAAACAGUUGGAGCAUCAUUCAAACUUAAAGAGAGCGGAAAAUUUUAAAUUUUCUAUUUAUCCUAGAUUUAUUCAGAGUAUAAUUAUUCUAUUAAAUCCCUGAUGAUUGUGAUGUAAACCACCUCUUUCCAUAAAUAAACAUUCUUUCUUGUCAUGUCUAACAUGCACAGAAACAGAACGAAUCACUUAUCAGUGGAAGAUGUAUCAUGGACAAAUACUGGUCCUUCUCAUUUCACCUUCAAAAAUGCGUGCCAGUUUUGCCACCUGAACAAUGAGAAUAAGGAGAAUAAAGUUAGAGUCCUCCUUUUUUUUCCUAUCAUUCAAGAGCUGUUUCUCAAGGUUAAGUCAAGUCGUUUCUUUGUGAGCUGCCAAAACAAUAGUUUAGGAAAAAGAAUUAGUUUGCCUGCAUGAUGAUCCUCUUAGGCAAAAAUGUCUCACCAGCAGUUGACCUUGAUGAACUGUUUUCCCAAAGGCAUCCAAAAGAAGAAUUAUAAAUUCCAGAAUAAGAUGGAAAUAAAUGACUAUUUCUUGUGAAUUUGACCUCAAUUGUGGGCUUCCAAGUUGGGGUACUGGCUGUUUGGGAAGAAAUGAGUGAAACCUGAAGAAACAGCAGCUUUGGGUAUGGUGAGAUCCACCCUUUUCUCUUUCUCCCUGAAGUCGUGUUGCUGAGUCCAGCCAUUCAUUUUGGAAAGAACAUCACUGGCCAGAAUGGCAGACUGGAAAACUGUUACUCCGAUGGGGAACGUAUCUGAGCGCAAUCGCCAAGCUCUCUCUCUCGGUCUAAUUCUUCUCCAGUGUGACUGGACUUGGUGUCCUACAGGCUGGCUACAGAGCUGGGCAGUGAGCGCCUAGUAGGCCCUGGCUGGGGCUGCCCUUUGUACCUUGGGACCCCAGGCGACUGAUCUUCCGGCGACAGGAUUUUCUGGACAUCUAUUCUUUUACCACAGAGAGCUGAGGUGGUUACUACUCAGUGAGCAAUAAAUGAAACGACAUAGAAAUGCACAGCGUUGUUAUUAAGACGCCCGCUUCCUGUGUUUGAACUUCGCACCAUCCCCGAGGAGGGUCCUCUCAGGCGGGACCGGGGCUGCCCGCUUCGGCGCCUGUCGAGAAGCAGCCACGUCAGCCGCGCGCUGCCCGCAGGAGGUGGAAGGGCUGGAUGGGAAGCGACGUAUUUUGCUGUUUUGGGGAAGCACACAACAGACCUACAGAACUCCAGGAAUGGUUUUUCUUCAAAUGUGUAAAAUAAGACUUUAUUUGUCAUUUCUGCUGUAAAAAUAAGCACUAUGUUAAAAAAAAAUGAAUGAAAGUCUUU
Molecule: messenger RNA, 2316 nt
Organism: Choloepus didactylus (southern two-toed sloth)
Lineage: Eukaryota; Metazoa; Chordata; Mammalia; Pilosa; Megalonychidae
Gene: ZMAT4
Product: zinc finger matrin-type 4
Exons: 6
Coding region: 143-724 (193 amino acids)
Molecular function (GO): zinc ion binding; nucleic acid binding
Source: RefSeq, a predicted model, not a curated record